Phycodurus eques (leafy seadragon) is the source of this 7672-nucleotide messenger RNA. Its product is annotated as SH2 domain-containing adapter protein F-like. Bases 210 to 1616 code for a protein of 468 amino acids. The transcript has 7 exons. NCBI's taxonomy places the organism in Eukaryota, Metazoa, Chordata, Actinopteri, Syngnathiformes, Syngnathidae. The record is from RefSeq and is a predicted model, not a curated record. Gene Ontology annotation, molecular function: phosphotyrosine residue binding.
AGCUACGAGUAAGCGAGGUGUGUUUUUUGUGUCAGUGUGUGUGACUUCCACAGAGGAAAAGUGCCUCCGGCGAAGCCACCCCCGCCCCCCGCCGGCUGUGGCUCCCGGCUGACCCGAGGACUUCACACCGCCACGUUCGGACUCCUGGAACUUAAAAAAAAAAAAAAAAAGUCCCGUCAUUUUUUAGUCGUAAGCGAUGCACUGGCAGCAUGGCCAAGUGGUUCAAGGAGCACCUCGGAUUCAAAACUACCAAAGCACCCCCUCCGGCGCCCCCGAAGCCGGACUACCGACACUGCCUCACCGGUGUGACCGGCGCGCCUGGCUUCCAACCGGGGGCCACUUUCACGCUCAGCCCCGCUCAGCCGGACAUCCUUGCCGCUUACAAACUCCAAAAGGAGCUGGACUUCGAGGACCCGUACACUCCCGCUGGAAAUAUGUCGUUCGCCGUGGGCUCGCCGGACAUCAAGUACGUGUCUCCGAAGCACCGACUCAUCAAGGUUGAGACGGUGGAGAAGAGCAACCCGGCGCCGAGUACUGAUGGUGGAGGCGUUGGUGUGACGGUCGCUGAAGCCGUCGCCGUGGGCAGCGUGAAAUCUCCCACUUCUCCCCCCACGGAACAGGACAAUAAGGAGAAGCUCAUUAUACUGGAGGACUACGCUGACCCUUUUGACGCCGAGCAGGCUGGCGGCAUGCAGGGCAGCACAGAGAAAGUGACCACAGAGAACGACGGAUACAUGGAGCCAUAUGAGGCCCAGAAGAUGAUGGCAGAAAUCCGAUCCAGCGGUCGCGGGUCGAAGGACGGCGGCACCAAGCAACUUCCCCUGUACGACACCCCGUACGAGCCCACCGAGAACGGCGGAGACUCAGACCCCGAGCGCUCUCGCUGCCCCCGAGAGAGUCGACUGCCUCAGGACGACGAGCGACCGCCCGAAGAGUAUGACCAGCCCUGGGAGUGGAAGAAGGAAAGGAUUUCCAAAGCCUUUGCAGUCGAGAUUAAAGUGAUCAAGGACCUUCCGUGGCCCCCUCCAGUGGGGCAGCUCAACAGCAGCCCUCCCCUGGUGGAGGAGCUGGAGUCGCCCUCGCCGAUGGGUCAACCCUCGCUUGGACAAGCCACCAGUGAACAGCACCACCAGGUCCAGUUUGACAAUGUGGAGAAGUCUCGAAUGUCGCCCACCAAAGACGGGAAAACACGUCCGCUGCAGCGGCACUCCAGCGGCUGCUUGGUGAACACCAAAAUGACGUCAGCGGAGCAGCCCAACUCGUCCGUGGGGGAACGCAUCGAUCCCAGCAUGGCCUUGGAAAGCCAAUUCUGGUACCACGGCGCCAUCAGUCGGACGGACGCAGAAUGUCUACUCCGGCUGUGCAAGGAGGCAAGCUACCUGGUGCGGAACAGCGAAACCAGCAAAAAUGACUACUCCCUCUCACUUAAGAGCAGCCAAGGCUUCAUGCACAUGAAGCUGUCCAGGACCAAGGAGAACAAGUACAUCCUGGGCCAGAACAGCUGCCCCUUUGACUGCGUGCCCGACAUCAUCCACUUCUACUCCAGUCGCAAGCUACCCAUCAAGGGAGCCGAGCACAUGUCCCUGCUGUACCCUGUCGCCAUCAGGACACUAUAGUGCCCCACAAAAACCAACACGCCCCUUAUGGAAAGGGAAAUCCCCAAAACUGCUGAUUCUGACUCACCUCACUGGCCGACAGAUUCCCACAGAUCCUUCUUUUAUGUUUUAGUUUAUUUAUGACCGACACACAUUUACUUCCCAGUUUUGGCGGUCCCACAGAGAGGCUACACCUACAUUUGUCAAGGCUCGUCAGCUGGAAAACUUGAGUUCUCUGUCAGGUUAAUACUAGGGAUGGGCAAUUGACUACAUUUUCUUUGAAAAUCAAUUUUAACAGGAUCAUAAAGUAUCACUGUACGUUCUGAGCUUCCUUCCAAAAAGGUUGCGAUGGAUGAGGUCUGGGUGAUGGGUGACAAUUAAGAAACAGUACUGUGGCUUAUUUGCUUCUUUUUCAGGCAGUUGUCACGAGAAAGUCUAAUUGCAUCAAUAACAGGCUUAUAACUAGCAAAACACUUGAGUCGUGAGCUUACUAAAUAACAACAAAACCAGGAAGUAGCCUGCUAACUAAAUAGACAAAUUGGAACCGGCAUCAGAGCAUUCCUGAAGUUCUGAACUUCCAUUUCGAUGCCAGUGGAGUAUUUAUCGAAAUGAUGCUGCCUGGUUAUGUCGCCGCAUGUAAGAUGUGGGUGGGUGUGUGACAAAAAAGUAACGACACUGUGAAUUUCAGACUUUUGUGUAGUGCCCUACUGUCACGCGACAGUUUCGUUUCUUUAUUGUCACAACUUGUAGGCCUUAACUGGCAUUCUAACUAGCAAAUAAACCACGGAGUAAACAGCAUAACUAAACAUGGAUUAGAUCAUCCCUCAAAUUCUAAACUUUCAUUUCCAUGCCAGUGGAGUAUCAAGAGUGUUAAUGGUGUCAGGAAAAGUUGCUAUCGUGUAGGUCUCCAUGGAUGUGUGACAAUAAAGAAACGAGACUGUGGCUUUCAGGCUUUUGUGUCAGUGCCCUGCUUUCAAAGGACAGUCUUGUUUCUUUAUGGUCACUCGUAUGCCUUCGGUGACAAGUUGUGUUUCUACAUUUUUAGUUAGCAAACUAGUUGAGAUUGAAUCAACUGUGUGAAGAAUUAGCAUGCUAACCAACUAAGAAACAAACCAAGAAAUAGCCUGCUAACAAACAGGCAAACUACAAACCCCGAUUCCAAUGAAGUUGGGAUGUUGUGUAAAACGUAAAUAAAAACAGAACACAAUGAUUUUUAAAUCCUUUUCAACCUAUAUUCAAUUGAAUAGACUACAAAGACAACUGGUAAAGACAAAACUGGCAAACGUUGUUUCUUUUUUUUUGUGUGCAAAUUUUCACAGAUUUUGAAUUUGAUGCCUGCAACACAUUUACCACUGUGUUACAUCACCUUUCCUUUUAACGACACUAUAAGCGUUUGGGAACUGAGGACACUAAUUGUUGAAGCUUUGUAGGUGGAAUUCUUUCCCAUUCUUGCUUGAUUUCCCAUUCUUACUUCAGUUGCUCAACAGUCCGGGGUCUCCAUUGUCAUAUUUUGUUUGCGCUUCAUAAUGUGCCACGCAUUUUCAAUGGGAGACACGUCUGAACUGCUGGUAGGCCAAUAUCGUACUUGCACUCUUUUACUACGAAACCACACUGUUGUAACAUGCAGAAUGUGGCCUGGUAUUGUCUUGCUGAAAUAAGCAAGGACGUCCCUGAAAAAGACGUUGCUUGGAUGGCAGCUUAUGUUGAUCCAAAACCUUUAUGUACCUUUCAGCAUUAAUGCUACCUUCACAGAUGUGCAAGUUACCCAUGCCAUGCCACUAACACACCCCCAUAUAGUCACAGAUGCUGGCUUUUCAACUUUGUGCUGAUAACAAUCCAGAUGGUCCUUUUCCUCUCUGGCCUGGAGGACACGGCAUCCAUGAUUUCCAAAACCACUUUGAAAGGCGGGCUGUUCAAAUCACAGCACAAUUUUCCACUUUGCGUCAGUCCAUCUCAGAUGAGAUCGGUCCCAGAGAAACUGGCGGCAUUACUGGGUGUUGUUGAUACAUGGCUAGAUGUAGCGACAAACUGUGUUAACUGGCAAUAGUUUUCUGAAGUGUUCCUGAGCCCACGUGGCAAUAUCCUUGACACAAUGAUGCCGUUUUUUAAAGCAGUGCCGCCUGAGGGAUAAUCAAAUGUCACGGACAUUCAACGUUGGUUUUCAGCCUUGCCGCUUACGUGCAGCGAUUUCUCCAGAUUCUUGGAAUCUUUUGAUGAUAUUAUAGGCCGUAGAUGAUGAACUUCCUAAAGUCCUUGCAAUUGUACAUUGAGAAACAUUGUUCUUAAACUGUUGGACUAUUUGCUGACGCAGUUGUUCACAAAGGGGUGCAACUCGCCCCAUGCUUGCUUGAGAACAACUGACCCUUUUGGGGACGCUCCUUUUAUACCCAAUCAUGACACUCACCUGUUUCCAAUUAACCUUUUCAUCUGUGGAAUGUUCCAAAAAGAUGGCAUCCCUCAAUUUACCCAGUCUGUUGCCCCUGUCCCAGUUUUUUUUUGGAACGUGUUACAGGCAUCAAAUUCAAAGUGAGAGAAUAAUUGCAAAAAACAAUAACGUUCGUCCGUUUGAACAUUAAAUAUGGUCUAUGGAGUGUAUUCAAUUGAAUGUAGGUUGAAAAUGAUUUGCAAAUCAUUAUAUUCUCUCUUUAUUUACGUUUUAUACAACAUCCCAACUUCAUUGAAAUUGCGGUUUGUAGAAACAGGACUGGGUCAUCCCUCAGAAUGUGUGACAAUAAAGUAACGAGACUGUGGCCCUAAUGACGUGGCAGUCUCGUCCCUUUAUUGUUGUAGGCCUGAGCUGACAUGUUGCCUUCUUUAGACAGCCAACUAGUUGAUACUGAUCCUGGUUCAGGGCAAGUACUAUACUCCAUUUUGUCUAUAUUAUAUCAGAAUACUGAAUGAGCCACUAAUUGUUAACAUCCCCAUCCCUAGUUGAUACUCUAUGCACGUAGAUGCACUGCAAAGGGGGAAAGUGAAAAUUGCCCAUGUCCGAGGGGGUCUGGCUUUUGCGUUGAUCUCUCUUUCCCGUCAUCAUCCAUACUCUCCGCCAUCCGUCAGCGAGGGGGAGGCGCAUAAUGCCAAUGACAGCGUAAGUGGCAAGACAGGCUGCAGAGAGAGCGUGAUGGAUGGGUUAACCCACCCAAAAAACCAGAAUGGAGGAACUAACCCCCAACCCCCCCUCCCACCCCCCCUUUUAAACCAGGAGCUGUCCCGCCUCCCCCCUGCCACAACGCCCGCAUUGUCUACCUCAGAAAAUCAAUGCCAUUCAGCCGUCUGUCUGCGGAUCAAUAGGUACAGUGGGACGGCCGGCAUCGAUUUGCUCUCACCUUCCCAAUUUCCUUAAAAUCGCAUCAUUCAUUUUGGAUUUAAAAAAAAAAAAAAGAAAAAAAAAGACAAUUCAAGCCCUGCUUUGGUGUGUUAGUCACUACUACGAUGCUGUGUGAUGUCAAAUGUUUGGUUGAAGCCUUAUAAUGCACGGCGAUCAUCUGACUACAAUCCUGCUUUUGAACGAUUGUUCCAUGACUGUAAUUUAUUGGUGGGCUAAUUAGCCGCCCUUUUUGUCGUGAUCGUAUUCUCCGGGAUGACUCCUGUGGUGCUCUACAUUUUGCUCUUCUUGUCUGCUCGUCAUGUCUCGGCCCAAUUCUUCCUGACCAAUCGCAGUGCAGGUUGAUGAACAUUCAAACUGGAACUUUAUGCAUUCACGUCUCCAUUGCAAACACUCAAAACACUAACAGUCCUGAUUUGAAACACUUUAAGAAUGGCAGUCACUUCUUGGAUUUUGCUCACCAAGCACCACUUCGAUUUUGCGAUAGCGUAACUAGGGAAUGAUUGUAUUGUUAGUCCAAUUCUUAAAAUUAUGUCCCUACAGUGGACUCUCAGAACUUGAAUGCAAUCAGGAAGCUGUAUGACCUUCGAUUUGCUGGAUUUGUGGAAUAAUGAAUAAUCCAGAAAUUAAACUGGGCAAAUUAAAAUUUAAGCAUUUUUAAGUGUCCAAAAAUAAGUCAUACAAGUCACUGUUGUUAAUAGUAUCACAUAAAAGCAAACUUACUUUUACUGUUAGGGUCAUUUUUUUAAAGUUCUAGAUCAAACUGUUUCCAAUAUAAAGUAUUUCAACUGUACAUAUUAUUGACGUUUUGAUUGCUUGUAUAAAAAAAAGUUCCUUUAACUUCCUUUUAGCUCUAUCUUUGUCAUAAACAUUUUCGUACGGAAGGGUAUCCGCACAAUAUAGCCAAAGAAAAAAGACCCUAAAACAGCCCCGUUCUGAAUUCUUGCGUGCCUUUUGCACCAUAUUUUCCUUCUCAGAAACAUUUUCAAGUAAAUUUAUGAGGCGAGCAUAACGAACCCUUCCCUGUUGGUCCACUGUCGUAAAUUUAUGACAGGUCAUCUUGCUGAUGUCAUUAAUGAGUUAGCAUUAGCAGUGCUAGCCCACAGAUGCACAUUACAGCUAUGGCCAUAUUUCCCCUUAUAAAAUCCAUCCAUCCAUCCAUUUUCUGAGCCGCUUCUCCUCACUAGGGUCGCGGGCGUGCUGGAGCCUAUCCCAGUUGUCAUCGGGCAGGAGGCGGGGUACACCCUGAACUGGUUGUCAGCCAAUCACAGGGCACAUACAAACAAACAACCAUUCACACUCACAUUCACACCUACGGGCAAUUUAGAGUCUCCAAUUCAUGCAUGUUUUUGGGAUGUGGGAGGAAACCGGAGUGCCCGGAGAAAACCCACGCAGGCACGGGGAGAACAUGCAAACUCCACACAGGCGGGACCGGGGAUUGAACCCGGGUCCUCAGAACUGUGAGGCUGACGCUCUAACCAGUCGGCAACCGUGCCGCCCUUACAAAAUUUUUUAGUAAAUUUCCAAAUUAUUUGACUACCGACACCUUUGGGAUCCGAGGGUCUACUGUAACAUAUUGUUCAUGUCAAGUCAUCAUGUGAAUUUUGUCCAAUUGAACUAGCAUUAAUAAUGCUAUUUCACAGACAACUGAGGCGUAUUACCAUCAGGGACCAUAUUUUCCCCCCUUUAGGGUAAAUUUCUGUGUUGUUCAACUACCAAACCCUUCUCUAUUGGUCCAUUGUCCUAGAUUUAUGUUCAGUCAUCUUGCUUAUGAUUUCUACAAGUUAGCAUUAACAUUGCCACAGACAUCCGUUACCGCCAUUGACCGUAUUGUCCUUUGAAAACUUUGCGGUAAAUAUCAGAGUUGUUCGACUACAGAGUUCUGAGUGUCAGCACUAUAGUAAAUUUGUAUUUUUCUUUAACUGUACGCUAAUAAUUUUGUCAAAAUGACUUGGCAUUAGAAAACGCCAGAUAACAGACGCAAAUAUACUGCCAUGGACCAUAUUUUUCACCCAAAUUUCCAUGUUGUUCAUCUACCAAAACCUUGAGGGUCAACUAAACGUUUUAUGCCCUGUCACCCUGAUAAUGUUGUCAAAUUUAGUUAAUUAGCAUUUCUAUCCCAUAGACGACUGAGGUGAACUACAAUGGCCCCAAAAUAGAAUAAGAGGUCUUCCGAUCAUUUGCUUUCAUGGGUGAAACACUAACAUGCAUUUAACGGAGUUGCUUGGUGAGCAAAUCCACAACAAAUGGUCAAGUGUAGGGGAAUUAACAAGUGAGUGUUCGGACUCUGGAGCGUUAUCUGGAUCGCCGCUAAGUGUGUGCUAUGCAACCGGAUGACUCACGACUGGUGUUUCAAUGGUACCAAAUGUCCCACGGGUCGAUGAAAAUGACUCACCUGCUUAAAAAGUCGAACCGGGUGCCGUCGCGGUGAGGACAACUUCAUUGCAGCUUUACUACAACUUCAAGUGGACCUAUGAGAGAGAAGAUUUAGAGAAUAUGAAUGAAUGUCGACGUAGGCUUUAAAUGACUUGCAGAACGGUGUUAUAGUACCAGAGAGGAGGCCUUAGUUUUGGAGGAAAGAGACUGCAAUCCACGGAGGACUCUUCUGUCUCAAGUGUCUUAAAUUGUGUGUGUGUAUGUGCGUGUAUGCAUGUGUGGCGAACCCCUCAUGGCCAAAUGUAUAUACUGAAUGUAUCGUAAGCACAGGGGACGCGGAGGCAUCUACAUAAAUAAAAGAAGAAGUCGGGUUUAU